AUGUCUGCCGAGACUUUCGAGUUCCAGGCUGAGAUCUCUCAGCUCCUCUCCCUCAUCAUCAACACUGUCUACUCCAACAAGGAGAUUUUCCUGCGUGAGCUGAUCUCUAACGCCUCCGAUGCUCUGGACAAGAUCCGCUAUGAGUCCCUGUCCGACCCCUCCAAGCUCGACUCGGGCAAGGAUCUCCGCAUCGACCUGAUCCCCAACGCUGAGGCCAAGACCCUCACCAUCCGUGAUACCGGUAUCGGUAUGACCAAGGCUGACCUCAUCAACAACCUCGGUACCAUUGCUCGCUCUGGUACCAAGCAGUUCAUGGAGGCUCUCUCCGCUGGUGCUGAUAUCUCCAUGAUCGGUCAGUUCGGUGUUGGUUUCUACUCUGCCUACCUUGUGGCCGACCGUGUCACCGUCAUCUCCAAGCACAACGAUGACGAGCAGUACAUCUGGGAGUCCGCUGCCGGUGGUACUUUCACCCUCACCCAGGACACCGAGGGUGAGCAGCUUGGCCGUGGUACCAAGAUCAUCCUUCACCUGAAGGAUGAGCAGACCGACUACCUCAACGAGAGCCGUGUCAAGGAGGUUGUCCGCAAGCACUCCGAGUUCAUCUCCUACCCCAUCUACCUCCACGUCCUGAAGGAGACCGAGAAGGAGGUCCCCGAUGAGGAGGCUGAGACCAAGGAGGAGGAAGAGGGUGACGAGAAGAAGCCCAAGAUCGAGGAGGUCGAUGAGGAGGAGGAGAAGAAGGAGAAGAAGACCAAGACCGUCAAGGAGAGCAAGAUCGAGGAGGAGGAGCUUAACAAGACCAAGCCCAUCUGGACUCGUAACCCCGCCGACAUCACCCAGGAGGAGUACGCUGCCUUCUACAAGUCCCUCUCCAACGACUGGGAGGACCACUUGGCCGUCAAGCACUUCUCCGUCGAGGGUCAGCUCGAGUUCCGUGCCAUCCUCUACGUCCCCAAGCGUGCUCCCUUCGACCUGUUCGAGUCUAAGAAGACCAAGAACAACAUCAAGCUCUACGUCCGCCGUGUCUUCAUCACUGAUGACGCCACUGACCUCAUCCCCGAGUGGCUCAGCUUCGUCAAGGGUGUUGUCGACUCUGAGGACCUUCCUCUCAACCUGUCCCGUGAGACUCUCCAGCAGAACAAGAUCAUGAAGGUCAUCAAGAAGAACAUCGUCAAGAAGACUCUUGAGCUCUUCACCGAGAUCGCUGAGGACCGCGAGCAGUUCGACAAGUUCUACUCUGCUUUCAGCAAGAACAUCAAGCUCGGUAUCCACGAGGACGCCCAGAACCGCCCCACUCUGGCCAAGCUCCUCCGCUACCAGUCCACCAAGUCUGGUGAUGAGGCCACUUCCCUUGCCGACUACGUCACCCGUAUGCCCGAGCACCAGAAGCAGAUCUACUACAUCACCGGCGAGUCCAUCAAGGCUGUUGCCAAGUCUCCCUUCCUCGACAGCCUCAAGCAGAAGAACUUCGAGGUUCUGUUCCUGGUUGACCCCAUUGACGAGUACGCUUUCACUCAGCUGAAGGAGUUCGAUGGCAAGAAGCUGGUCGACAUCACCAAGGACUUCGAGCUUGAGGAGUCCGAGGAGGAGAAGGCCGAGCGCGAGAAGGAGGAGAAGGAGUUCGAGGGUCUUGCCAAGAGCCUCAAGAACAUCCUCGGCGACAAGGUCGAGAAGGUCGUUGUCUCCCACAAGCUCGUUGGCUCUCCUUGCGCCAUCCGUACCGGCCAGUUCGGUUGGUCCGCUAACAUGGAGCGUAUCAUGAAGGCCCAGGCCCUCCGUGACACCUCCAUGAGCUCUUACAUGUCCUCCAAGAAGACUUUCGAGAUCUCUCCCAAGUCCUCUAUCAUCAAGGAGCUCCGCAAGAAGGUUGAGGCCGAUGGCGAGGGUGACCGCACCGUCAAGUCCAUCACUCAGCUGCUCUUCGAGACCUCUCUCCUGGUCUCCGGUUUCACCAUUGAGGAGCCCGCCAGCUUCGCUGAGCGUAUCCACAAGCUCGUCUCCCUUGGUCUGAACAUUGACGAGGAGGCUGAGACCACCGAGGAGAAGGCUGCUGAGGAGGCUGCCCCUGCCGCCGCUGCUGCCGAGAGCUCCAUGGAGGAGGUUGACUAA
Molecule: messenger RNA, 2109 nt
Organism: Aspergillus tubingensis
Lineage: Eukaryota; Fungi; Ascomycota; Eurotiomycetes; Eurotiales; Aspergillaceae
Gene: hsp90
Product: chaperone Hsp90
Exons: 2
Coding region: 1-2109 (702 amino acids)
Biological process (GO): protein folding; cellular response to heat; protein stabilization
Cellular component (GO): perinuclear region of cytoplasm; cytosol; protein-containing complex
Molecular function (GO): ATP-dependent protein folding chaperone; ATP hydrolysis activity; ATP binding
Source: RefSeq, a predicted model, not a curated record